CCUCGUCCGAGCCAGAAAUGAAGUCUUUCACUCUCCUGCUGAUUGUCGCCGUAGCUGCUGCUGCCGUGUCGCAGGUCAGUGCCCAGUGGUUGCCCUUGCUGGCGGACGUGACACCUUAUCCCCCCAUUACUUUGCAGACAUCGGCCAAGUUCCAGGUGCGAACGCACGACGAUGCGGCCAAGGCCUUCGAAGAUUGCCGGGAGGACAACUACGUGCCGGAUGACAUCUACGAAAAGUUCCUGAACUAUGAUUUCCCCGCCCAUCGUCGCACCAGCUGCUUCGUCAAGUGCUUUGUGGAGAAGAUGGGUCUGUUCUCGGAAAGCAGGGGCUUCGACGAGAAGGCAAUGAUUAAACAGUUCACGGUCAAGACCCCCAAGGAUCUGGACACGGUCCAACAUGGCCUGGAGAAGUGCAUCGAUCACAAUGAGGCAGAGUCGGAUGUUUGCACAUUCGCCAACCGCGUCUUCUCCUGCUGGCUGCCCAUCAACCGGCAUGUAGUCCGCAAGGUUCUGGCAGAUCUUGCGGGUGAAGCCAAAAUUCUGGAGAACUGUCUGAAGAAAGUCAGCAGCCCGGAGCGCAUUGUCAGCGAUCUGCAGAAGCUGGAGCGCUACCCCGAAUGGACAAGUGAGGAGGUGCCCUGCCUGAUGCGUUGUCUGGCCAGCGAGAAGGGCUGGUUUGAUAUCGUGAAGAACAAAUGGCAGGGCAAGAGAUUGACCGAUGACAUGGGCGCCGAUGUCUACAACUACUGCCGGUUCGAGCUGAUGCGGAAGUCACGGGACGGCUGCAGCUUCGCCUAUCGCGGACUCCGCUGCCUGAAGCAGGCGGAACUGCACGCCGGAACCAGUCUCAGCACGCUGCUCCACUGCGCGCGUACUCUGAAUGCCACCAAUGUGGAGCUGCUGCAGUAUAAUCAGCUUAAAACCGAAGAACCGAUUCCAUGCCUGUUCCAGUGCUUCGCUGAUGCCAUGGGUUUCUAUGAUACGACGGGAGACUGGCGUCUCCUCAACUGGCAGCAAGCCUUUGGCCCCAGUCGCAUGGAGAAUCAGACGCAGGAACAGCCACUAGACUACAGCGAGUGCCGACGCAGUGAUAAAGAGCGGAAGGAAGCCACCAGCAAGUGCUCCUGGAUGUACGAGGAAUACAAGUGCUGGGAGCGUCUCAAUGGCAAUGAUUUCGGGGAGGAAAGUAGAGAGACGAGCUAAUAGCGUAACUAUAAAGUCACUUGUAUUAGAAGAUAUUGAUUAUGUUCAGUUAUAAUAGAGAUGGCAGAUCUAAGCGGCCAUGACAUAGCACGUGAA
Drosophila persimilis is the source of this 1298-nucleotide messenger RNA. RefSeq names its product general odorant-binding protein 99b (gene Obp83g). NCBI's taxonomy places the organism in Eukaryota, Metazoa, Arthropoda, Insecta, Diptera, Drosophilidae. Gene Ontology annotation, molecular function: odorant binding. Gene Ontology annotation, biological process: sensory perception of smell. The record is from RefSeq and is a predicted model, not a curated record. The transcript is spliced from 2 exons. The coding region runs from base 18 to 1202 and encodes 394 amino acids.